UCUUGUUUCUUUACUUAGUAGCAAAAUGUCUCAAGCUACCUAAAAAGAACACAAACACAAACAAGUGUCAAACAGCAAAAAAAACAAAAAAAAGGAAAAGCUGUCAGUUUUGAAUUUGUCGUGGAUGGGUGGGAAUUACCAUAAAAGAUGUAAAAAUAUCAAUAGGCAGAGAGAGACACAGGGGGAGACAGACUUAAAUGAAAAGACGUGAGGCUUGGUUUGAUUCACACAAUGACCAGGGCCAAUAGGAAAAACCCUCCCAGUCUUGAGGAGGGAAGAGGAGGUGGUGGGGAUUCAAACUAAGGCAGGGUUUACAGUGAGUCAAACACUCUGCAAAGACAGACUGUCUCCGCAGCGCUAAGAUACAGGCUUACUGUGACUUCAACCUGGAGCUUCUCUCUUAAACCUGAGGACAUGACUGAAACCAGGGAGUUAGACAGACACAGGAAGUGAGAGAGAGAGAUACUAAUUUUCCAGGGAGAUGGAAAACUGAUCGUGUGUCCAAGACUUUGAAUCUUUAGUAGGUGGAAGAAGGGGGAAAAAAAAGAGAAGCAAGGACGAGCCGAGCCUGAGGAUACUACAGAUUAUGUUGCCAUGGAAACCCAAACUUGGAAGCGGGCUCAAGGACCAGUGAAGGUGGACGACCAUCCUUGACUCCAUCCUUGACACAUUACUGCACACUGUGGUGAGAGAAUGCUGUGGAGAAUAACUAUCCCAGUCAUACUGGCUGGUGUGCUCUGCAUCACCGCCGAGACCAAAAAGCUUCGGCCCCAGGGAUCCAUCCCGUCCCCGCACAAGACCAAAGGGAACCUGUCCUCAGAACGUAACCACCGGCUACUGCAGCAGAAACCAGAGGUGUUAUCCUCCAGCAGAGAGGCCUUGGUGGUGACAGAGCGCCGCUACCUCCGCAGAGACUGGUGCAAGACCCAACCCCUCCGCCAGACAGUCAGCGAGGACGGCUGCCGCAGUCGUACUGUGGUCAACCGUUUUUGCUACGGCCAGUGCAACUCCUUCUAUAUCCCCCGUCACAUGGGCCCUAGCUCCAGUCAGAGCCAGAGCAGAGGCCAGGCCUCAGGGUCAGGAAGGAAAAAGCACAACAAGGCCCAGGAGCCGUUCCAGUCCUGCUCCUUCUGCAGGCCGCACCGCAUCACACAGCUCACAGUGCAGCUGGACUGUCCGGACCUGCAGCCACCGUUCAGACACCGCAAGGUGCUACGGGUCAAACAGUGUCGCUGCAUGUCUGUGGAAGUGAGCAGCCAUGGGAAACUGUGAAGGAGGACUUCAAAGGUCUUUUAAAACCAAAGGGACAUCUGAAUAUCGUCAAAAGGCAGAUAUUCAGAAACUUUGCCAAACAAAGACUGGCUUCAAGUUGAACUAUUCUGCAUCCUGUUGACAAAUAAUGGCCUGUCACACAAUGAAAUGACAUAAAACAUGGAACUGAUAUUAUUAAACAAAGGCCAACAUUGAUUUAAUCAGAGAUGUUGGGGAGCUGAUGCUGAGACUGAUCCAAGUGGCUGUGUAAGAGACACUGAGGAUGAAGCAGACUGAAUGCUCCUCCUGUUAUUUGACGAAACUCAUAUCUACCUGCUAUUUGAACAUUUGUUACUAGAACCCUUUGUGAUAAAGUUGUGUUUGAAGCAGUGCUCAGCCAGUCAUGACAAUCAGUCAUCCUGUGGAGACAGACACACAUCGUUCACAUCCACCUGCCAUUUGUAGAUUUGCUACAAGAUUCUUUUGUGAUAAAGAAUGUGACUCUUGUUUCAUGACACACUAUGUGCACCGUCAGAGACCAUGCUGAUGAUGAGUUGCCUAAAAGAAAAUAAAGUGUACCCUGUGAACCCUUUAAGAUAUUUUUGUAAGAUGACAUGUUUUGGUCUGCAGUAAUUACAGUUUAACAACAAUAUUUUUUAAAUUAAUUGUUUUAGAAGAAUUGUAUCUGCUCUUCUGUAUCUUUUCCUUCACUCACAUGAUGUCACCGAUGAUGAUACACAAGACAGGAAGUCAAGAAACAUGAAGCAAAACAGCAAUGACCAGUGGGAUCUACGUGCUUGGACACGAGCCCGGCUGUAUACUGUACUGUACUCGCCACUCACCAGCAUGAAAACAUAGAACAGCAUGUGUAAUCGGGGUGCAAUGCAAUAUAUACAGUAUAUAUGUUUUAUGUAUGUGUGUAAGUAUGUAUGUAAAAAAUAUAUUAAAUCUAUUUCAUAUAAAACAGCGGUGAAU
This is a messenger RNA of Paralichthys olivaceus (Japanese flounder), 2226 nucleotides long. It is a transcript of the gene grem2a, whose product is annotated as gremlin 2, DAN family BMP antagonist a. Lineage: Eukaryota; Metazoa; Chordata; Actinopteri; Pleuronectiformes; Paralichthyidae. Gene Ontology annotation, biological process: animal organ morphogenesis. The record is from RefSeq and is a predicted model, not a curated record. Gene Ontology annotation, molecular function: BMP binding; receptor ligand activity.